AUGUACUAACUAGAUGAGUUGAAACCUAGAGUGAUAGCUCACAAGUUGAAAAUGCCAGUGAAAGAUGUGUACUAUUCUGUAUAAAAGUUCAAGCAGGAUAUUAAAGCAAUGGUUAAUCCUCCACCAGUAAGAGGUAAACCUGGCAGGAAAAAGUUGAGAGAUAAUCCUCUCCUACUCGAUGCUAUCGAGAGGUUCAUCUAACUCUUUGGAAUCUAUGAUAUAACUGCAGCUAAACUGCAUGCCUACCUAGGCGAUUUAAAACAUCAAAAUGAAUUACCUGUUGAAGUUCAUAUUCCAUCUAAGAAUACCCUACUCAAGAUCUUGAAUGAAACUUUUCAUCUCAGGUAUGGACAUUUGCAAGCAGCAAAUCUAAAGUACAGAGAUCCGACUUACAACAACAAACGCCUUUGGAUAAGUAGACUACUAGGUUAGUUCAUCCACGAUGACUUUCUGAUAGUGUCUAUAGAUGAAAGUAACUUUCGUUCAGACUCACUCCCAAGUAUGUAAUGGGAGUUUAACUAGGCAUCUCUUAGAAGGAAAUGCAAAGCUAAGGAAAUUCCUCCACACCCAUCACUCAAGAAGAGUGUAGUAUUUGCAAGUAACUAAUUCCUUACUUAUGGCCACCAGUUAAACAAGUAUGAUGAUGAGUUAGUUGACAUAGACGAGUAGGAGUAAAGUGUCACUGAUGAAAAUCAGAAUACUCUAAAUGCAUCCAACUCAAGAGUUCUUGAAUAGUUCUAGUCACCAACUAAGCAGGUGUGGAUGAAUGAUUUCGCUUAAAUGCCUAAGAGUAGGCUAUUAAAUAAUCUAGAAGUAAUUCAAGAAGAGGAGGAAUCUCCAAUUCCUUAGACCACUGUUCGCAAGAUGAUGCUUGGAUUACUACUUGAAAGUCCAGAAGUAAAAGUUGUAAAUGAUGAUUCAUUACCUACUCCAGUCAACUUAAACUAGAGACUAGCAUCAGCUAGUAAGACUCCACUAGAACACAAACUCGAUUAACUAGCAAUAUUCUCUACUCCUAAGAGAGCUCAAGAUGAUUAAGCAUUGCUUAAGUCUACUAGUGUAGAUGAAGUAAUUUAACCAAGGAGACUAAGAUCAUUUAGUAAUUAUCAUCAAUCAAGCAACUCAAAUGAGGAGAGUAAAGACAAUUAAGUUGCACUUGCAACUGUAGGCGAUUACCUGUAAAUCCCUGAGGAUUUACUUGAGUCUCAACUAGACCAGUAGUAAGAUGAAACGAUUGGAGUAUAAAGUAUAGAUAAUCAGUAGUUCAAUUCACUAUAAGAUCACUAGUUAGAGUUACAACAAAUACUUGGUAAGUAUGGUACUACUGCAAGAAAUGUUUCUAGAAACAAAGCUGUAACUAAGCGCUAGUAGUACUCGGUUUCUUUGCUUUCAGCAAUCAGUUAGUAGCAAGUGCAUGCUACUUAGAUAAUUGAAGGAUCUGUUGACUCUACUCUCUUUGAGAACUUUGUUUACUAAACGCUUCAUAGUAUACGAGUAGAUGAGUAAUUAUGUAGAAAGUAAGUCGUAAUGUUCAUGGAUAAUGCUGUAAUUCACAAGCACUCGUAUAUCUUAGAAACUGCUAAGAAGUUCAAGGUCACUCUGCUAUUUAAUGCAGAAUACUCACCUUGGUUGAAUCCAGUGGAGUAAUUGUUUGCUUAUAUUAAGAAAAACCUAGAGGUGCAAAACAUCUAAAACAAGUAAGAUAGUGGCCAUUAACAUUACUAGGAAGUAACUUGUAAGCAAAGUGUCCUCUAUCAUUAAGGACAUGAAUCAAGUCGAUGUUGA
Stylonychia lemnae is the source of this 1785-nucleotide messenger RNA. NCBI's taxonomy places the organism in Eukaryota, Ciliophora, Spirotrichea, Sporadotrichida, Oxytrichidae. The record is from the annotation of a GenBank genome assembly.